UUGUAUAUGCUUUAGCUGCAGGGAGACAGGAAGGGGUAACAUUGGCAGAAUUCUUAGCUUCUCCGAAGAGAAAAGAACAUGAAAGAGAUACGCAUAUGAAAGAGUUUUCCUUGGGAUUUUGCAGGAAGGGGAAGAGACACUUGUUGAAGAAUGGAGAGUAGUAUCAGUAACAGUAACGAUACAAUAGCGGUAACGAAUCAAAGAAAAGGCUUUGAAGGAAUCAGAAUGGAGAAUCCAUUUACUUUGAAAGUGGGUCAAGUAUUUACUGGCUUUGGCAUUGGCUGUGGUAUUGGUAUAGGUGUGGGUCGCCCUAUAAAUCUAGGUGCUAUACCUAUGCUCGGUCAAGUUAUGAGUGCAACUAGAGGUGCAACUGAUGCGUUUUCUGGUGUUAGCAGACAUGUCAAUGGUGCUUUAAGGAAGUUGGGAGCGAAGAACAUAGAAGCAGGCAUUGGAUGUGGAGUUGGUCUUGGCCAUGGUUUUGGUGUUGGACUUGCUGUGAAGCCGGGGGUGGUGGAUCAAAUUCAAUGUUGUGUUAUAGAAGCAACAACAAAAUUGAUGAUGAAAUUUGGAAUGGCUCCCAAAUUGCCCUUCAGUGAAGGUUCUUUUCCUGUAUCCUUUCAAAGCAGUUUAACCUCGAGAAAUGAACCCUUCAUCCAAAGCCCACCUGGAAACGUGAAGCAAAUGGUUACAAAGCUACCAGACCCCACAUCUCAAGGCUUGCCUGGACCUGCAAAUGUGGGCAGAGAUUCAGCUUAUGAAAAACUUUCGUCAAAAUAUCCAACUGAGACAUCUUAUGGAAGUCGAACAGAAAAGGUUCUUAAUAAUUUUUUGCAAAAUCCAGUUUUGAAGGAAGACAAAACGAGCCUAAAUGAACUGGUUGGGCGCUUGCGUUCUGAAAACAACUUGCUUCAACUGGUGUUGAAACAUCAGCGCAUCAUUGAGGAACUUAUGGAGGAGAAUGAGAAGCUUCAUCAGAUACUAAUGGAAGACCUGAAAAUACCACCAAGCAAGCUCCAAGCCAGUUACUCGAGUAAAAUUAAAUCUCCAUGUUCAGAAUGUUUCCAUUGCCGAAGAAAACUAAGGAAAAAUAGAUGAUGACAAGAAGUAGGAUAUGUAGAGUAAAGACCAUUCAAGUGCCAUACCAAAGUUCUUAUUGAUAACCUGUCCAACAGGAUUUUGAAUUCUGCGAGGCUUUCCAACCUGAUAGUGCAGAAGUGUUGUUAACUAUCAUUGAUUAUGAUCCAAUGGAAGAGGAUACGAAAGUAAAUGACAUUACACAUGAUUAUACCGAACAGAUUGAGAGAUGCUGAAACUAAUAUGCGAAGGAAUCUUCCAAGGCAGGUUUUUUCCUCCCUUGAUGUGCAAGUUUCUGCAGUUUUGCUAACUGAUCAUGAAACUAUCCAUUUUUGUUUAUGAUCUAUACAGGCUUGUCUCUUUUGUUUUUUAAGUAUUGCCAAUGUGAUAAACAGUUACAUUCAAUGCAUGUGAUACUGUGCAAU
Molecule: messenger RNA, 1499 nt
Organism: Theobroma umbraticum
Lineage: Eukaryota; Viridiplantae; Streptophyta; Magnoliopsida; Malvales; Malvaceae
Product: dynamin
Source: RefSeq, a predicted model, not a curated record